AUGGCAAGGAAGGCCAUCGCCCAGUCGCUCCACAUCGGCAAGGCCUCAGAAGCCGGCGGCGGGUGCCACGCCCCGACUCUCGGCGGCCCUCCGAGCCUGACCGGCAGCGCCCUCCCGGACCUGACCGCGCCGAUGGAGCGGGUGCCGGUGACCCCCGGCCUGAUCCCCGCCGCCACCAGCCCCCUGCCGGACCUGACCGCGCCAGUGGAGCGGGUGUCGGUGACCCCCGGCCUGAUCCCGCCGCCGCCGCCCCUGCCGGACCUGACCGCGCCAGUGGAGCGGGUGCCGGUGACCCCCGGCCUGAUCCCGCCGCCGCCGCCCCUCACUGUGCCCCCGCACAGCGCCGACCGCGUGGCGCUGCAGGUGCCGCACGCCCGCUCCGGCGGCCUCUACUACGCCCUCGGUGGUGGCCGCAUGGACUCGCUCUCCAUCCUCGCCAACAAGGAGCGCACCAAGCGCUUCCUGGAGCGGCGGAUCCAGGAGGCGCCGCCAUCCGGCUACGACAGCAAGGACAAGGAGAGCCUGGCCGAGGAGUCCAACAGCUCCGGCCUGGGCUCGGAGCGGGCCGCUGAGCCGGCCGGCCGCCGCGCCGUCUCCGUCCGCCCGUACGAGGACCAGGACGACAACGAGCACGAGUGGACCUCCUUCUCCAGGUGA
Pollicipes pollicipes is the source of this 657-nucleotide messenger RNA. RefSeq names its product WAS/WASL-interacting protein family member 3. Bases 1 to 657 code for a protein of 218 amino acids. The record is from RefSeq and is a predicted model, not a curated record. The transcript has 5 exons. NCBI's taxonomy places the organism in Eukaryota, Metazoa, Arthropoda, Thecostraca, Pollicipedomorpha, Pollicipedidae.